AUGGCCGCAAAGAUUCUGUUUCCACAGUUUAUCGUUCUUGCUGCAUUAGUGGCGGCUGCGAGUGCCGGGGGCGUCAACGGAGGAGCCGGGGCUGGUGAUGACUUCAGUUUCUCAUACGGAGUCAAAGAUCCCAACACCGGUGACGUGAAGGAUCAGCAUGAGAAACGCGUCGGCGGCAGCGUCGUCGGAACAUACUCUCUCUUAGAAUCCGAUGGUACCAAGCGUGUUGUGGAAUACACCGCUGACCCUCACUCUGGAUUCAACGCUGUCGUCCGCAAGGAAGGUCUCGCCACCCAUCCUCCGUCCCCUUUGCAGCCCGGUGCUCGCGCUUUAGCUGGACCCGCUGGAUACGCUCCUGGAUCUCCUCUAGCCCACCCUGGAGCGUAUGGUCCUCACGCCAAUCCUUUGGCUUACGGAGGCCUUGCAAACCCUCUUGCGUACGGACCCCACGCCAACCCUCUCGCGUUUGGAGCUGCAAACCCGUUGGCCUACGGAGCCCAUGCUCGUGGAUAUGCUGGCGCUCUCGCUAACCCCUUGGCUGCUGGUGCUUACGGUGGACUUGCCGGUCCCUUGGCCCAUGGAGCGUACCCUGGCCAUGCUGGCUAUGGCGCAUUCGGUGCAGCUGGCUAUGGUGCUCCUGGAGCGUACGGCGCGUACGGACCCCACGCCACGUUUGGACAUCAUGGUGCUUUAGGGCCUCUGGCUGGUUCCUUGGGUCAUGGCCCAUUGGCUGGACCUCUAGCCCAUGGCGCCCUUGCACCCAACGGUCUCGCUCAAGGUGCUCGCUGGUAGUUAUCUAUUUAUUUAUUUGUUAUCGACUUGAAACGACGACUGUGUUUUCUUUUUGUAAUAAAAUAAAAUAAUUUACAAUUCAAUUCUAUGCAUUUAUUAUUAUUUUUUGAUUUUACACUUCUUGGAAAAUUUCUUACCACUCAUGGAGUAGGUACCAAUCGUUGAAAAAUUUGUAAAAGAGUGCAGUAGUCAUACAGAUUAAACCAGUGUAGUGGUCAAACAGUGAUUUUUUGAUAGUACAAUUUUAGACUAAGUAGAUCAUUUAAAUAAUACUUUUCAAAUUUUACUUCUAUCAUUAACUUAUUAUUAUAAACUUCACUUUCUUUGAUUUUUUUGAGUCGAUUCGCUGAAUGAUAGCAAACUGAAAAAAUCCAGAGCAAACAAAUUCAUCAAAAACAACAUUGCCUAUAAUUAAGUAAUUGUUGCUACGCUUACACUUACUUCGUGAAAAUCCAGUUUUAAAUGUUUCUGAAUUUAUUAAUUGCAUUAUUAUCUCGUUAUUGAUUUGCUGAUUAUUAUUUUAAUUUGAUUUGUUAAUUUGUAAAAAAAUAUAUCAGCGUUUAUUUAUCUAUUACCUACUCAAAUUGCUGAUAACGAGGUAGUUUUUUUCUUGUAAAUUGUUGUAUUAUAAAGCCACGUACCUAUCAACAUUGCGAGGCUGGCUCGCGCCUCUUGGUAUGAAGACGCAUUUGCCUCUCAGUAUUUCAUUUUUAAAGAAAAUUAUU
Molecule: messenger RNA, 1517 nt
Organism: Ostrinia furnacalis (Asian corn borer)
Lineage: Eukaryota; Metazoa; Arthropoda; Insecta; Lepidoptera; Crambidae
Product: cuticle protein 18.6-like
Exons: 2
Coding region: 1-792 (263 amino acids)
Cellular component (GO): extracellular matrix
Source: RefSeq, a predicted model, not a curated record